UUGACCACUACCAAAAAGGAACACUGAGCAGCUGGAAUUGGGAAAAUAUAUACAGUAUAUAUAAAUAUCCCUUGUAUGUAAAUGUUUUAUCUAAAGGCAAUGAUAGAAUUUACUCGAAUUUAGUUCGCCUUUACAAAAUUUCUUCUUACUAUUUUAAUGGAGGUCACUGAACAGUUAAUUCCUCAGCAAUUUAACACUGAUAAAGAGGAAUCAGCUGAAGUGACGUUUAUUAGGUCAAGGAAGUCAACUAAAAUAGCUAUGGAGAAAUUAAAGGGAAUUAAUCAGCAAAUGGCUGAAUGGGAUGAAGAAGACAAAAAUAGAGGUAGAAAAAGAAGGGGUAAAAAUGAGAAAAUUGGGAGUGAAAAAAAGUGUAAAAGCCAGAAGCUUGAGGGAGAAGAAACAGUAGAAGCAGGAUCAGAAUCUGGAAGAUAUUCUAUGCUGAAAUCAAAUAUCAGAAACAGAAAGAGGAAGGAUGAAAAUGGGAAUGAGAUUGAAUCAAAUAUGUGUCAUCAGUGCCAGAGGAAUGACAAAGGGAGGGUUGCUCGUUGCACCAACUGUAGAACAAAGCGAUAUUGUGUUCCUUGCAUGACCAGAUGGUACCAUGGGAUGCCUGAGGAGGCUUUUGCCGAGUCUUGUCCUGUUUGUCGUCAAAUCUGUAAUUGCAAAGCAUGCUUACGCCUAGAUGGGCCUAUAAGGGCUUUGAAGAAUUUACGAUUUGAGAUAAGUGAAGAAGAAAAGGUUCAGUAUUCAAAAUUUAUCUUGCAAAAACUUUUGCCUCUCUUGAGAAGAAUCAUUGCAGAGCAAGUGAUGGAGAUGGAGAUUGAAGCUAAGAUUCAAGGAAUACGAGUGUCAAAUUUAAAGCUGCAGAAGGAAAAGUGUCAUAGGAAUGAGCGCGUGUACUGCGACAACUGCAAAACAUCCAUUGUUGAUUUUCACAGAUUUGUUCCAGCUGUUCGUAUGAUCUUUACCUUACUUGUUGCCGGGAGCUUAGAGAUGGUCAUCUUAAGGGAGGUGAAGAAGUCAUCAUCGAAUUCACAGACAAAGGGGAUGCUUAUUUGCAUGGUGAUAUGACAGCUAUAAAUAGAACUUCAAGAAGGAG
Messenger RNA from Nicotiana tabacum (common tobacco), 1099 nucleotides. The record is from RefSeq and is a predicted model, not a curated record. NCBI's taxonomy places the organism in Eukaryota, Viridiplantae, Streptophyta, Magnoliopsida, Solanales, Solanaceae.